This is a messenger RNA of Poecilia reticulata (guppy), 7554 nucleotides long. The record is from RefSeq and is a predicted model, not a curated record. NCBI's taxonomy places the organism in Eukaryota, Metazoa, Chordata, Actinopteri, Cyprinodontiformes, Poeciliidae.
CCCUUACCGACUGCAACAGCAGAGCUGGAAGCUGCAACUAAAAAGCACCAGGAGCUAAACGAGGAGAUAUCUGCCAACUACACGCAGGUCAGUGAAAGUGGAAAAGCCUUAAUGGACGUCCUCCAGCGAAACKCCAGCAGUGAGUCUGAGGAGUCGGCAGCCAAGCCGGACUUCACCCCGGCCACGCACAGCAUCAUGGGAGUUCUGCACCAGGUGAUGCAGGGUCACCAUGAGGUGGAAGGAGCCUGGCAGCACAGGAAGCUCCGCCUCCACCAGCGCCUGCAGCUCUGCGUGUUCCAGCAAGACGUUAAACAGGUGUUGGACUGGGUGGAGCAGCACGGAGAGGUUUUCCUCAACAAACACACUGGKGUGGGGAAGUCUCUGCACCGGGCGCGGGCGCUGCAGAAACGGCACGACGACUUCCAGCAAGUCGCUCAGAACACCUACACCAACGCAGAGAAGCUUCUGGAGGCGGCCGACCAGCUGGCCCAGGCAGGAGAGUGUGAGGAGGAGGAGAUCUACCAGGCGGCGAGAGACCUGGAGUUGCGAAUGCAGGCCUUCAUCCAGCGUGUGGAGCAGAGGAAGCUGCUGCUGGACCUCGCCGUGUCCUUCUACACUCACACUAAGGAGCUGUCGGUGUGGAUGGAGGGCCUCCAGAAGCAGCUGACCUCUGACCUCUUGGUGUGUCCAGACACAGUGGAGGCACUGCAGGCCCUGAUCAGCCAGCAGCAGCAGCAGCAAGCCAACACACAGGAAGCUGCGAUGAGUGUCAUCCGGGAAGGAGAAGAUCUCAUCCUGCAACUCAGGCCCCAGGGCAGCUCGGUGGCCCAUGUGGAGUCGGUGUUGCAGCAGUUGGAGGAGUCCCACGCUCAACUGGAGGAACUUUUCCACCAGAAGAAGAUCAGACUGGACAUUUUCCUGCAGUUCCGCAUUCUGCAGCAGUGCACCCUGGAGGUAACUGGGGAAAUGGAUGCCUGGAAACAGGACCUCCAAAAGCAGUCCCAGGACUUUUCCUCUGAGAAGCUAACGUCUCCACGGUUAGCUGAUGCUAACUCUGAGCAGCUAGCCCAGGACAAGCUAGCCCUAGGCCAGUCUCGCCUGGCAGAGGCCACACCUGAGGCGUUGACCUUGGCUCAACAGCGUAUCCACAGGCACAUGGAGCGAAGGCUGGCGAUGAACAAUAUGAUCUAUGAGGUGAUCCAGCAAGGUCAUGACCUUCAACAGUACAUCACAGAGGUCCAAGCAUCAGGUAUGGAGCUGUCGGAGGCAGAGGGAGGCCUGAUGGCGCAGGUGGAGGAGCUGCAGCGCCUCCUGCAGGACAAACAAAAGGAACUGCAGCAGAUCGCAGACCACACACACACAUACCUGGAGCAGAACCUGCAGCUCAGACACCUGCAGAGCCAGGUCAAACAGGUGCUGGGCUGGAUCUCUGAGGGGGAGAUGAAGCUGUCCUCCUGCAUGCUGAACUCCAGCUGUCUGUCUGAAGCCGAACAGCUGCAGCGGGAGCAUGAGCGCCUCCAACAGACCAUCGAGGCUCUDCUGCAUGCAGACUCCCUGCAGAGAACCCACCAGGUGGCGCUGGCUCUGCAGCAGCGAGCUGAGCUGCUCGUCAGGUCAGGCCAUUACGACCCGGAUGCAGUGAGGGCCUGCGCCCAGACGGUGGCGCUGCACUGGCAGACGCUGAUGCUGAGGAUCGAAGACAGACUGAAGCUGGUCAACGCAUCCGCCGCUUUCUACCGGACAUCCCAGCAGGUGUGUGGCGUCCUGGAGAGUCUGGAGCAGGAGUACCGCAGGGAGGAGGACUGGUGCGCAGGAGGAGAGCGGCAGCCGGAGCAGCUGCUGCCGCUCAUCAGCAAACACAUGGAGCAGAAGGAGGCCUUCCUGAAGGCGUGUACGCUGGCCAGACGCAACGCUGAGGUCUUCCUCAAGUACAUCCAUCGAAACAGCGUCACCAUGGCCAACAUCUCCGGCCACAAUGUCACCGUCUCUGCGGUGACAGGGGUCACCGAGGUCACUGGGCACUCCAGAGUGCCGGAGCAGCAAGUCAAAGGAAUCCUCAGCGAGUUGCUCCAGAGAGAAAACAGAGUUCUUCAUUUCUGGACGCUGAAGAAACGCAGACUGGACCAGUGCCAGCAGUACUUGAUGUUCCAGAACCACGGCCAGCAGGCUCUUGAAUGGCUGCAGCAGUCAGGUGACCAUUACCUGGCCACGCACACGUCGCCGGGGGCAACAGCGGCCGAAACGCAGGAGCUGCUGAACCAGCACCGAGAGUUCUGCAUUUCGGCAAAGCACACCCAGGAGAAGGUUCACCUGCUGAUCCAGCUGGCUGAGAGCAUGCUGGCUAAAGGCCACGCCCACCGCGCCGAGCUGCGCCGCUGCGUUUCGGCGGUGGACAAGCGUUACCGCGACUUCACGGUCAGGAUGGGUCAGUACCGCCACCUGCUGGAGGCCGCGCUGGGCAGCAGCUCUCAGGACAACAAGGACCUGGAGCUGGAGCUCAUCCCCAACAGCCUGUCGGACUCGGACCCUGAGGUCAACCUGUCCGACCCGAGUCACCAGGUCAGCGACGAGAAGAGGCGCUCCGCCCGCAAGAAGGAGUACAUCAUGGCCGAGCUCCUGCAGACUGAGAGAGUUUACGUCAGAGACCUGCAGGAGUGCAUCGAGACGUACCUGUGGGAGAUGACCAGCGGCUCGGAGGAAAUCCCACCUGGACUCGCCAACAAGGACGACGUCGUGUUCGGAAACAUCCAGGACAUCUACGAGUUCCACAACAGUAUUUUCCUGAAGGAACUGGAGAACUAUGAACAGCUCCCAGAAGACGUGGGACACUGCUUUGUUACCUGGGCUGAUAAGUUCCACAUGUACGUGACGUACUGCAGGAACAAACCAGACUCCAGUUUACUGAUCCAGCAGCAUGGAGUCGGAUUCUUCGAGGAGGUCCAGAGGAGACACGGCCUGGCCAACUCCAUCUCCUCGGCUCUGAUCAAACCAGUGCAGCGGAUCACCAAGUACCAGCUGCUGCUGAAGGAGUUGCUGGCCUGCUGUGAGGAGGGCAAAGGGGAGAUUAAAGAAGGCCUGGACGUGAUGCUGAGUGUCCCAAAGAGAGCCAACGAUGCCAUGCAUGUCAGCAUGCUGGAAGGUCUGGAGGAGGGCCUGGAGGUGCAGGGCGAGCUCCUCCUGCAGGACUCCUUCCUGGUCUGGGAGCCCAAGUCUCUGAUCCGGAAGGGCCGGGACCGGCACCUGUUCCUGUUCGAGUUGUCGCUCAUCUUCAGCAAGGAGAUCAAGGAUUCCUCUGGACGCACCAAGUAUCUGUACAAGAGCAGGCUGAGGACCUCAGAGCUCGGCGUCACUGAGCACAUCGAGGGGGAUCCAUGUAAGUUYGCCCUGUGGGUCGGACGAACGCCGACGUCCGACAACAAGACCGUCCUGAAGGCGUCUUCCUUGGAGCUGAAGCAGGAGUGGGUUCGCAGCAUCCGACAAGUGAUCCAGGAGAGGCGGGGCCACCUGCGGGGGGCGCUGCGGGAGCCCAUCCCCCUGCCCAAAACGCCCAACCCGACCCUGGGCCGGCAGCGCAGCAUCACCCGCAGGGAAACGAGCGAAGACGCGGACAGCCUAGGCGAUGCCAGCAGCCAGCCCGACACCGUCUCCAUCGCGUCCCGGACGUCGCAGAACACGGCUGACAGCGACAAGCUGUCUGGAGGCUGCGAGUUAGUGGUGGUUCUGCUGGACUUCACCAGCGGCGGUCCCGGGGAGCUGAGCGUCCGCUGCGGUCAGACGGUGGAGCUGGUGGAGCGCUCUGCGGACCGGCCAGGCUGGUGCCUGGCCAGAACCACGGACCAGAACCCUCAGCAGGAGGGGCUGCUGCCCAUGAGCGCCCUCUGCCUGUCACACUCCCACAGUGCAGCCGACAUGGAGGGGCUCGUCACRGCCUCCACCACCGCUUCCACCCCCGCCACCACCACCUCUUCUGUCUGCAACUCCUCCUCAUCCUCCACCACCAACACCACCACCUCCACCUCCUCCUCUGCUGGGAGCACUGGGAAGGAGUCCAGUCUGUACAUCUCGGACAGUUCAGGUCUUCAGACUCAAACCAGCAGCCAAAGCGUCACUUCCCCGACUGUGUUUGGUGUCAGUGGGCCACCAGGGGGCACUGUGGGRUCUCCAGGUCCGAAACGCACCAGUUCUGGAACUGGAAACACUCUAAAGCGUUGGCUGACGAGUCCCGUCCGAAGACUGAGUCAAGGAAAAGCCGACGGUCAGAAAAAGCCCACAAUCAGAACCAGAAGGCGGGACAACAAGUCCGAUGUGGUCACGCCCUUCCCUGGGAACUCGCAGGCGGCGAAGAAGGAGGAGGCAGGGCAAAGUGGAGGAGAGGAGGAGCCUGAAGAGGAAAGCCACACCCCUCUGCCACCGCCCAUGCAAAUUAUCAAAGACCCCAACAACCCGGAGGCUUUGGACUCGGAUCAGGGAUCCAAUGAGUCKGACACAGAACAGCGAAAUAAAGCACUGAGGGGACGAAUGUUUGUUGUGAACGAGAUGAUCCAAUCAGAGAAGGACUACGUGAAGGACCUGGGAGUGAUCGUCGAGGGCUUCAUGUCCAGGCUGGAGGUCCGAGGGAUUCCUGAAGACAUGAGAGGCAAAGACAAGAUCGUCUUCGGAAACAUCCAGCAGAUCUACGACUGGCACCGCGACUUCUUCCUGGUGGAGUUGGAGCGCUGCGUCCAGAACCAUGACCUACUGGCCGACCUCUUCAUCAGACAUGAGCGCCGACUGCACAUGUACAUAGUUUACUGUCAGAACAAGCCAAGGUCAGAGUUCAUCGUAAUAGAGUACGAGACUUUCUUUGAGGAGAUCCAGCAUGAAAUCAGCUGCAGGAUGUCCAUCAGUGAUUAUCUGAUCAAACCCAUCCAGAGAAUCACAAAGUACCAGCUUCUGCUAAAGGAUUUCCUGAAGUACACAACCAAAGCCGGUCUGGACUGUGAGGAGGUGCAGAAAGCAGUGGAGUUAAUGUCGCUGGUUCCUAAACGCUGCAACGACAUGAUGAACCUGGGACGCCUGCAGGGAUACGAGGGGAAGCUAACAUCUCAGGGGAAGCUGCUGCAGCAGGAAACCUUCUGUGUUUGGGAGCAGGACGGCGGCGUUUUGUCCCGCAGCAAAGAGCGACGAGUCUUCCUGUUCGAGCAGAUCGUCAUCUUCAGCGAACCGCUGCGAAAAGGCUCCAACAACCCCGGGUACCAGUUCAAAAACAGCAUCAAGGUGACCUAUCUGGCCAUGCAGGAGAGCGUGGACGGAGACCCCUGUAAGUUCGUCUUGUGGUCCCGUGGUUCUGCGGAGCGCUUCACGCUGCAGGCCUCCUCUGCCAGCAUCAAGAUGACCUGGGUGGAGACCAUCGCCACCCUGCUGGACGCCCAGAACAACUUCUUGUCAGCUCUCCAGUCUCCCAUCGAGUACCAGAGAAAAGAGGCCGGGAUCUCCAUGACCCGGCCGCUGUCGUCAGGGCGACCGCCGUCGACCCCGCCCACCCCCAACGGCCACGCCGCUCAGCCUACUCCAGACAGCGAGCAAGACGACCAGGAGCUGGUUCUGGUGCUGCAGGACUUCCUGGCGGUUCGGGAAGACGAGAUCACCGUGUACCGAGGAGAGAAGGUCCAGAUCCUGUCGUCCAAUCAGCAGGGUCAGAGCCUGGUGUACCGGCCUGCCAACAUCGAAUCACCCGCUGCUGAGGGAUGGGUGCCACGUAGCGUGCUCAACACAAACUGACACACACACACACACACACUGACUGAGGUCAGAGUCUGGUUUACGCUUUACACACACACCUGCCCCCUGCAGGCCAACAGGGUGAACAGCACCGAGGGAAACAGAGAAACUGAAGGAGGAUGAUGAUGAUCAGCUGCUGAUCAAACUCUGAUUGGAUCAGGACAAAAAUCAAUAUCAGAAAUCAAUUGAGUUAUCAGCCGAGUUACGUUCACAUGUGCCUUAGUUACGAUUUUAUUCGGAUUAAUGUAAUGUUGAAGGAUUUAUUUCUGCUUUUUCUUCCUUUUGGAUGUUAGACUUUCUUUACUGAACUUUCUUUCACUGAUAUCGAUAUUAAAUUCCAACCAAUAAUUUACCAAAUUAAAAUAAAUUACCUCUGCGAUGUUUUACUUAGAGGAAAAAUCAGUUUCAUUAACUCAUYUAAUCUUUAUUCAGUUUUGGAUCUUCUGGAUUAAACCAAUUUAAACUAAUAAUCYGGUUCUUAAGCCUCUAAUUGGACUUUAUCACCAUAAAUGAAAGGAAAAAGGAGUUAAUUUGCAUAAUUAAGUCUUAAUAUCUUUAAUGGUGCAGAGUUGAUGUCAUCAUCCUUCAGGCUCCUGGUGACAGUUUCCACACACACACACACGCGCACACACUCCCAGCAGCGGCUAAUGCUGGCCUCUCUCCUGGUGCUUCAUCUCGUCCAAUCAGACGCUGCAGCCAGCCUGGCAGCAGCCAAUCACACUCCCUCAAACUGUUUCCUGUGGGUCAGMGGAAGGAAGGCCUCAUCCGGCUGGGCGGUGCUACAGGAAGCUGCCGUUGCCUGGCAACCAGUGACAGUAUUUAAAAAAAAAUAAAAGCCUCCAGAAGAAGGAGGCGUGAAGACUCGUCAGCCAAUCAGAACUGAGCUGUCUGCGUGUCGUCAUGUUUAUAGUGUGUAUAAAGACUGAGGACACACACACACACCCUCCUACGAUGAAGAUUAACGACGUGAUAAUUAUGAGACUUAGAUUCUGAUUUUCACCUCCGUCCAGAGGAAACGAGAGAAACUGUCAUUAAUAUCAGUGUGUAUGAGAGUGUGUGUGCUUGUGACACUGUCCUCUGUGAGUGUGUGAGAAAGAGAGAGGGGGWGAGAGAGUGUGUGUGUUUUUCCACGGAAAGUCGCGGUGUCCCGCUGUAGCGUAGCCAUGAUGACUCGUGUUUACGGUGACGCCAUUUUUACUUCGAUUACUUUUGAGUUUGGAGGGUUUUUUUUUUUUUUGUUGGUUUUUUUAGUGGACUGCCUGCAGCGACGGUUGCCUCGGCAACGGCCCGUUUGGAUAUUCUGAUUAUGCAUCGCUCGUUUCUGUAAAUAGACCAGAAGUCCAGAAAAGCAACUCCACACGCUGUGGACGUCAUCCGUCUCUCAUCCGUAGCAGCCCUCCACACACACAUGCCUGUCUGUCCCCGUCCCCCUGUCUGUCCCUGUCCCCAUCUCUGGGUUUCUCUGGUGCCAUUCUCAGACAACACCCCGGUCCUUAAGGAGCUCUGCAGGUCGCUCGGCAUAAAACAAAGCGCACAGUCCUGGUUUAAGGUGGAAUASCCCGUUGUGAAGGGUUUAAGGUGGAAUGCUUGGUUGUUUCCAGUCUAUUUUAAUCCAGUUCCUGUCCCUCGUCUCAUUGGUUCCUCUGCAGCUGCAGGUUAUUCUCCCCCAAAACUUACAGGAUACUUAACAAAGCUAAUACAUUAUCUUUCAAUUAAAYGUUAAUUGCAGACAAAACAAGCAACAUCUGCCAUUUUUGCUGCUAAAUUAUCAACUAAAAAUGACUUAUUGACUUA